Molecule: messenger RNA, 2760 nt
Organism: Calliphora vicina (urban bluebottle blowfly)
Lineage: Eukaryota; Metazoa; Arthropoda; Insecta; Diptera; Calliphoridae
Product: carcinine transporter-like
Exons: 11
Coding region: 528-2300 (590 amino acids)
Biological process (GO): transmembrane transport
Cellular component (GO): membrane
Molecular function (GO): transmembrane transporter activity
Source: RefSeq, a predicted model, not a curated record
ACUCGCUCGACUUAAUGAGGGCUCUACGGCAGGCACCAACACCAACUACCGGCGAUACAGUUGACUGUUGACAGAACAGCAAAAAUAAUGUGAAAAUAGUUGAGACCACUGACAGAUUAGAUUUAAACGUUGAAGUGAACAAAUCAAGAAAAAUUUUAUAAUAAUUUAAAUAGUUUAAUAAAAUUAAAAACGUAAGAAUUACUACGAGUUUUUUCGGGAAGCAAAAAAAAAAUAUAAAAAUAAAAAAAAUGAAUGAAAUUUUGUAUAAAUAAAUUAUUAAUACUAGCGCUUAAAUCUUUAUCUAAUUAUAUGUUAAAGUAGUUAUAUUAACAAAUAAUUGAGUGUAUUUAUUGAAUAAUAUUUAUUUAACAAAAUACUGAAAUAAAAUACAACAAAAUAUGCCAAAAGUGUAAACAAUUCCAACACGUGAAUGAGCAAAAACGAAGAAAUCUCUUAAAAUUUCAUCAGCAAAUCAACUAAAAUUAAUUUGAAUAGAAAAUCCCACCUACAACCAUAGUUUUAACAAAAUGAAAGACAGCAAGCUGAGCAGUAAAAAUGGUUCCAUUGAGAUGGUCGAUUCCAGUACAAAUGAUGAUCCCUUCCAGCACAUCAUUGAAAAGGCUGGCAAUCAUGGACGAUUUCAAUUGAUCUACAAUGUUAUAUUUGUUAUGGGUCUAGCAAUGGCGGGUGCCAUGUGUUACAUGAAUAUAAUUUUAGCAUUAAAUAUACCGGAUCAUUGGUGCUCAGUGCCGGGGAGAGAGAAGACGAAUUUUACACUGAAUGAAUGGCGAAAAUUGACAUUGCCCACAACCAAGGACAAUCGAGGUACAGAAAAAUAUAGCAGCUGUCAAAUGUAUGAUGCGAAUUUUACAGAAAUUGAUGAUUGGGAGAAUUGGAAUUCAACAUCAGCAAAUGUAACAGCUUGCAAAAAUGGCUGGAGUUAUGACCAAACUUGGUAUGAAAAUACAAUACCAACAAGAGAGAAUUGGGUCUGCUCGAAGGAUUUGUAUGUGACAAAUGUUUUCGUUGUUGGACGCGUGACAGAAGUUGCGGGUUCAUUUCUGCUUGGACAAAUGGGUGACAUUUUAGGCCGUCGUUUUGUUUAUUAUAUCAGCGUGGUGUUUUGCUCCAUUGGCAGGCUAUCAUCAAUUGUGACGACAUCCCAUUAUACUUGGUUCCUUAUAUUUUCCGGCUUGACAGCAUUGACCAUCAAUAGUUUAUUUCAAUCACCUCAAAUUAUUGGCAUGGAAAUAUCAAGGGAGGAAGAUCGCAGUACUAUAGCAAUUUAUCAAAGUUUUGGUUGGUCAUUUGGCACCACAUUGAUGCCUCUACUGUUUUGGUGGCUACGCGAUUGGGAAUCAUUUAUGUGGAUAACGACGAUACCAACCGCUUUAGUACUGAUAUUCUCCACAUACGUCAUUGAAUCACCACGUUGGUUGAUUAGCAAGAAGCGCUUUGGUGAUGCGAUUAGACAAUUUAAGAAAAUUGCCAAAAUCAAUGGUCGCCAGUUUGAAAUGACGGAAAAAGAGUUGGCUGAAAUUUACUCUUCAACAAAACAAGAAGUUACCUAUGGCAUUGCAUCAUUGUUUAGUGGUUGGCGUUUGGCUAGAAAUACUUCGAUAAUGGGAUUCAGUUGGUGUGUUGUAGCGGUUUCUUACUUUACCUUAGUUUUGUUCAGUUCUCGGAUGAGCGGAAAUCCCUUUUUGAAUUUCCUGUUGCAGAGUAUCGUGGAAAUUCCAGCUUAUUUGUUGGGAAAAUACUUGGGUGAUAAAUUUGGACGCCGUUUUACUAAUAGUCUCUCAUUCUUUAUAUCAUUUCUUACCUGUUUACCGGUAAUAUUUUUGGCAACGGAGGAAAAGUACGAGUUUGUUGUAAUGGGUUUGGCGGCAUUUAUUAAGUUCUUAAAUGCGGUUACAUUCUUUACGGCCAGCUUACAGGGCAUGGAAAUUUAUCCCACGUGUAUGCGCCAGACUGGCAUUGCUCUUGGCACCAUUUUGGCGAAUGCUAUCGGUGUUUUGGCACCGUAUCUUGUCUAUUUAGGCACCACCGUCGACAUCCGCAGUCCCUAUUAUAUUUUGGGUACAUUGUUUUUCUUUGGCGCCGUCGGUGCGCUCUUCUUGCCCGAAACACUGCACAAAAAACUGCCCGACACUAUGGAGGAGGCUCGUCAGUUUGGCAUAAACGAUAAAUUCUUCAGUCUACCCAAGGCGCCAGCAGCCAAUGCCAAUUCAACAGCCACAAGACAGGCGGCUGAUGCUGCAGCCAUGGAAAAGCUAAAUCAGGCUCAAUAUGCGCCCUAAACUUUAUAUAUAAAAUUUUAUGUUGUUAUUUUUUGUUGUAGCUUUAGUUAUUGUUGUUGUUGUUCUAAACAACAACAUCAUCAUGAUUUUAUUUUCGCAAGCAUGAUUUAGCAUUUCAGUAUUCAGUUUUUCCUCUAUUCGUUUCGUUUCGUUUUGCCGUUGACGUCGUUCCUACUAAUUAAUGUGUAAGAUGUUUUUUUUUCGCUUGGCUGGAUGAUUGUUUGUCAUCCUUUUGUUGCAUAUAAUAGAGCAGGAGUAGAAGGAGGAGUCGGAGGAGUUGGAGGAGGAGGAGGGAAAGAGUCCUUGUUGUUGUUAUUCCAUACAAUGUGUGAUGUACUUUAAGUCAUUUUCUUAAGUUUUUAUUACCUAAAUGCAUAAUAAUGUUAAAUUAGUUUUAUAUACAAACAAACCAUACAAACAUAAUAAAAAACAAAACCGAAACAAAAAAUGGGAUAAACUA